AAAAAAUUGUCUAACUUGAUCAAUGAAUUUUUUAAAACAAGUCAAUUUUCAUUGUGUGGUAUAGCUAAUUACACAUGGUUACUCUAUAAAUUACUUACUUACUUACGCCUGUUACUCCUCGUGAAGGAGCAUAGGCCGCUCACCAGCAUUCUCCAUCCAAUCCUGUCCAAAGCAAUCCUUUCCAGCUCCUUCCAGUUGUUAUUCAUUCUUUUCAUAUCUGCUUCUAUUAUCCGACGCAAUGUGUUCUUUGGCCUUCCUCUUGUUCGCUUCCCUUCAGGAUUCCAAGUUAGGGCUUGCCUCGUGAUGCAGUUUGACGAUUUGCAUAAUGUAUGUCCUAUUCAUUUCCAUCGUCUUUUCCUAAUUUCUCCUUCAGCUGGAAGUUGGUUUGUUCUCUCCCACAGAAGGCUAUUGCUGAUUGUAUCCGGCCAAUGGAUGUUGAGUAUCUUGCGAAGACAGCUAUUUAUAAAUACUUGUACCUUCUUGAUUGUGGUUGUUGUAGUUAUCCAAGUUUCAGCUCCAUACAGUAGAACUGCCUUGACAUUUGUAUUGAAGAUUCUCACUUUGAUAUUGGUUGAAAGUUGUUUUGAGUUCCAUAUGUUCUUCAAUUGUAGAAAUGCGACCUUUGCUUUGCCAAUCCUUGCCUUUACGUCUGCAUAUGAGCCUCCUUGUUCAUCGAUGAUGCUUCCUAGGUAUGUGAAGGACUCUACAUCUUCCAGAGUUUCGCCAUCAAGAGUGAUUGGAUUGUUGUUUUCCGCUUUGAAUUUGAGGACUUUGGUUUUCCCUUUGUGUAUGCUGAGGCCUACUGAUAAAGAGACUGCUGCUACACUGGCAGUCUUUAUCUGCAUUUGUUCGUGUUUAUGCGAUAGGAAGGUUAGGUCAUCUGCGAAGUCCAAAUCGUCUAAUUGGUUCUGAGCUGUUCAUUGUAUGCCGUGUUUUCCCUCACAUGUUGAGGUCUUCAUAAACCAGUCAACCACCAGAAGAAAGAGAAAGGGAGAGAGUAGGCAGCCUUGUCUGACUCCGGUCCUUACUUGGAAUGCGUCUAUCAGCUGUCCUCUAUGCACAAAGUAGGGACAUUAAUCCUUUUAAAAGAAUAGAUAUAUUAGGUUGAUAUAAGUCAAGAACAGAGUUGGAUACAAGGAGAUUAUGAAGAUCACCUCAAAACACUUGAUAACAACUUAAAGCAUACACAAUGUUAAGUUCCUUGGACUAAAGUGCAUAUUCCAAUUUGUCCGAUAGAAUACGAUCAACAUAUGUGAAUAGACAAAUAAAAUCUGAG
Molecule: messenger RNA, 1276 nt
Organism: Schistosoma margrebowiei
Lineage: Eukaryota; Metazoa; Platyhelminthes; Trematoda; Strigeidida; Schistosomatidae
Source: the annotation of a GenBank genome assembly